CAAAACUUGACCAAGGCCAACCCGGAAUGUUUUGGUGACAUGUCUGGUUACUUUAUCAAAGAUCCAACCGUUAAUUAACGUGUCUGCGAUACGUAAGCCGUUACCGGGAGGUCAGGGAGCGACCGAGAGAGUGACACCCACACCUCAAAACGAAGCGAUACUCUUUACCGGACGCGAUUAAAAGCAAAGACGGAAGCAACCGACGGGGAACGCUCUCGUUUUCUUCAGCCGUUGGACUUUCCGUCGCGAGCUCAGCAGAAUAGCCAGCCUGCUCUCACGAGGGGAGUCUAGUCAGCGCGCGGCGGUGUGGUGGAAGAUGGCGCUAGCCGAAUGGAAAUCCUAAUGACAGUCUCCAAAUUUGCCUCUUUUUGUACCAUGGGCGCCAAUGCCUCUGCACUGGAGAAAGAGAUUGGAUCUGAGCAGUUUCCGGUCAAUGAGCACUACUUUGGCCUGGUCAAUUUUGGGAACACCUGCUACUGCAACUCGGUGCUGCAGGCUCUGUACUUCUGCCGACCGUUUCGGGAGAAGAUCUUGGCGUACCGCAGUCAGCCUCGGCGGAAGGAGAACCUGCUCACCUGCCUGGCCGACCUGUUUCACAGUAUUGCCAACCAGAAGAGGAAAGUGGGCGUCAUACCGCCCAAGAAGUUCAUCACACGGCUACGCAAGGAGAAUGAGCUGUUUGACAACUACAUGCAGCAGGAUGCCCACGAGUUCCUGAACUACCUGCUCAACACCAUCGCAGAUUUGCUUCAGGAGGAGAGGAAGCAGGACAAAACCAACGGCCGGCUUGCUAACGGCACACUGGACUCUCAGAACAACAACAGCAAUGCCACGCCCGCUCCCACCUGGGUCCAUGAGAUCUUCCAAGGCACUCUGACCAAUGAGACACGCUGCCUCACCUGUGAAACGAUAAGCAGCAAAGAUGAGGACUUUCUGGACCUUUCUGUGGAUGUAGAACAGAAUACCUCCAUCACACACUGCCUCAGAGGUUUCAGUAACACAGAGACACUGUGCAGUGAGUACAAAUACUACUGUGAAGAAUGUAGAAGCAAGCAGGAGGCACACAAGAGGAUGCGUGUAAAGAAGCUGCCAAUGAUCUUGGCUUUGCAUCUGAAGCGCUUUAAGUACAUGGAGCAGCUGCAGCGCUACACCAAGCUCUCCUACCGCGUCGUCUUCCCCCUGGAGCUCCGCCUCUUCAACACCUCCGGGGACGCCACCAAUCCCGAGAGGCUCUACGACCUGGUCGCCGUGGUGGUGCAUUGUGGGAGUGGUCCAAACAGGGGUCACUACAUUGCCAUUGUGAAAAGCCACGACUUCUGGUUGCUGUUUGAUGAUGACAUUGUGGAGAAAAUCGAUGCACAGGCCAUAGAAGAAUUCUACGGUCUCACUUCUGAAAUCUCCAAGAACUCUGAGUCGGGCUACAUCCUCUUUUACCAGUCCAGAGACUAAAUGUGGAGCAGAGAGUUUACCCGCAGAAACCGGGAGAAAAUGCCCUGUUCCCUCUUUGUGGGGAGCAGCGGACUAUAAACACACCACAGCAGCCCGUAUGGGUGUCGUACCUGCCGGCACAGCUGUAAUUCAUACUCGUGCUUUUACGCACUCAGCGCUGCAGCUCAGUUGUGGAAGUCCCCCCCCCCCCCCACCCACCUUCCUCUUCUACGUCCCAGCUGUCCCUCCUGCCCUCCCCCUUAUCCCCUUCACUCUGGCUGGACGUUGCUGCUGCUGCUGCUGCUGGCUGGGACAAUGAGACGAUAAUGAAUGAAAACUGUGUCAAGAUUGUUUUUAAAAAAAAAAAAAAAAAGACGUUGAAUGAGGGUUGUACAGAUGUUGGUUGGUUGUAUGAGUGGCGUAUUAGUUUUUGCCUUGGGUGUGGGGUUGAAUGGGUAUUUAAUAAUUCAUAUGAUGUAAUAUUGGCCUGGUGUCUUCACCCCCCCACAUUGAUAUUCUGCAGUGGGAUUUACUGAGAGUGGAUCAUGUUUUUGAUCGUGGUUGUAAAGGAGGAUGGGUGCGGGGUGAGUGUCCCACUUAUGGGGUACAUUGGGUUGUAUAUUUCUACAGUGUACAGGAUGGUAUUUGUAUAAAUAUAACAAGAAGAUAAUAUUAUCAUUGGAAAAUGUUAGACCCUGAGAAGAUGUAUUAACACUAUGGUGCACUUUUGAUACCGUUUUGUAGGUGUUGGCAAGUUUAAUGUGAGGGUUUGCUUAAAAAGGCCUGUUGUGAAGCAAUUAUUUUCUGUUUUAAAGAAAAAGAAAUAAAGCCAGUAAGAUUGA
This is a messenger RNA of Dicentrarchus labrax (European seabass), 2270 nucleotides long. It is a transcript of the gene usp12a, whose product is annotated as ubiquitin specific peptidase 12a. Gene Ontology annotation, molecular function: cysteine-type endopeptidase activity; cysteine-type deubiquitinase activity. Gene Ontology annotation, cellular component: cytosol; nucleus. NCBI's taxonomy places the organism in Eukaryota, Metazoa, Chordata, Actinopteri, Moronidae. The record is from RefSeq and is a predicted model, not a curated record. The transcript has 9 exons. The coding region runs from base 331 to 1449 and encodes 372 amino acids. Gene Ontology annotation, biological process: protein deubiquitination.